CCCGUCGUGCACCGGGGCGGUGUGUGGAGAACUGCUGUAAAUCUCAUGGUGGCGGCGACACCGAAAUGCCAGCGUGCAUGGUGAAGGGAUGCCCCUCUGGUGGACGACAUCAUGAAGAAGGUGUUACUCUACACGUGUUUCCUAAAAACAAAGAGAUGAUCAAACGUUGGCUAGCACAAACAGGCCAAAAUUUUGGCGAUCUAGAUGAAUUUGCAGAGAAGGUGCUUGAAGGAAAAAAAUCUGACAAAUAUCGAAUGUGCUCUAAACAUUUUUCUCCAGGCUCGUAUCUCGUUGCUGAAGGAUGGAGAAAGGCUUUAAGAAAAGAUGCUGUCCCCACCAUCUUUGAUAUCAUUCCAUCACCUGCACUCCCAGCCUUUCAAAAGCGACCAUUCAAGAGACAAAGACUUGAAGAUUCAGUCACCCCAAUGUUGAUGACUGUGUAUGAAGAUCCAGGGCCUUCUGAUGGCUUUUGUUACCAUUGCGGGCAAAGGAUUAUGGCUGAUACAACAAUGAGAUCUAUUGGCGUGUUAACUGAUUUCUAUGUUGGAAGGAGAGAUUGCUUUACACAGACGGAUCCCAAAAUGGGUUGCAGAAAUAUGUCUACUGAAACAAAAUUCAAAAAGUAUCACAAGAGAGUACAGUGUAGGAUGAGAGCAAAACCUACUAACUUUUCACCAGUGCCUCUUGAAAACUGUGAAGAUGAAGGGUCACCUGUGUUACAGUAUAUUGUCCCAUCAAAUGAAUAUCAAACCCAAAACUCAGAUGCCGAAAGUGAGCAAACAGAUGAGAGCGAACCCGAGAAAUUAACUAGGGUAGUUUCUCCAACACCAAGUGUCCUUCAGUUUAAACAGGAAAGUCCUUUGCCAAGGCAAGUCUCUACCGCUUCAUCAAUGAAUAUGGAUUCCAUCCAUUUCAGUAGAAAUCACGAAUUUGACUCCAAUGUCCAUGUUUUCAAAGAGUCUUCCACAGAGACUAAAGAAAUGCAUGAUUAUGAUCCAGAUCUUAGUGAAGCAACCCUUGUUUCUGACUGUCCUGACCGUGGUGAUCUUGUAAAGGAACUCAAAUUCAUUGUAUUUGAAAGCUGCCUUGAUGCCCUUAUCUAUAAAGUACCUUGUCAAUAUCAAGGGCAGUGUUGGAAACCAAUAAGCAAAAUAGAGAAAAAAAGUAUUGGCUCUUUUAUAAGCAUAUAUGUAACCUGUGUAGACCAACAUUGUUAUUGUCUAUGGGAAAGCCAACCCAAAAUUGGGCAUAUGCCAGCAGGGAAUCUCCUUCUGUCUUCUGCAAUACUAUGCAGUGGGACGUCUUUUGCAAAAGCACAACAUUUAUUCAAUUUGUUGGGACUUUUGAACGUUAAUAAACUCACAUACUCCAAGAACCAGGUACAAUUUUUAUUUCCCACUAUAAAUCAACAGUGGGAAGAAGAGCAAAGAAGAAACUUUCAAAUGGUGGCAGCCGAUCCUGUUUGUUUGGCCGGUGAUAGCAAAUGUUAUCUCCUUAGUGACAGCACUAAAUACUGCGUGUACGCUAUGAUGGAUGUACAAUCUAAAAAGGUCCUUGGUUUUCAUAUUGAGCAAGCAUGGGCAGGAGUGUCAUCUUUUGCAUUGGAAAAAAUAGCCUGCAAGAAAGUCCUUCAGAACCUUCUUGAUCAAAAGUUGCAUGUGAAGGUAUUAUGCACAGGCCGUCACAUGGGCAUCAGAAAAAUGAUAAAAGAGGAAUUCUCUUCUAUCAUUCAUAAAGUGGAUGCUUGGCAAUUGGCCAAGUCCGUGGGUAACAAAGUGGCAUGUGCAAGUCGUAAAAAAAAUUGUUCAGCAUUAACCUCUUGGGUCAGCUCCGUCAAGUCACACCUUUGGUGGUGCACUAGUACCUGCGACGGGCAACCAGAUGUCUUAGUGCAGAAAUGGAAUUCUCUGCUGCAUCAUGUUGUGGACACCCAUUCAUGGCAAGCAGAGAAAGGAUAUGAACGUUGUCACCAUGAUCACAUUCCCGAGGCUGUCCGUCAACGUAGGAAAUGGCUCUGUAAGGGUGGCAAAGCACACAACUCCCUUAAGACAUUAGUGCUCAAUAAGAAGCUUCAGCAAGACCUCAGGCACGUGUCUAAUUUCUGCAGUAGUGCCGAGCUUGAGGGUUAUCAUGGUGCUAUGUCCAAAUACCAACCCAAAAGAGAUCCUUUUUUUGUCGAAGACCUAGUGGCAAGAACCCAGUUAGCUGUAUUGGAUCACAACAACAACUUUAGACGUGUACAGGCCAUGGUGAGACACGAAACAAAGAUGUGUCAUCCUUUGUUCAAACCAAGGAUUUACACUGUGGAGAACAAUGCACGCAAACAGUGGUAUCAGAGAGCUCUGUAUGAGGCGAGCAACCAUGAAUUUUUAUUUGCUAUUAUGAGAGAAGUCCUAGGGUUUGCAAGUCGAAAUCGACAUACCGACUUUCCCGUAAUGAUCAGAACUUAAUUUCAUUGCAUGCAUGAAAAAAGCCAAAUCAGUCAAGUAUGUGUUGUAAACACUAACUGUUUUAUACUUUUCCAUAAACCUUUUAAAAUGUU
Molecule: messenger RNA, 2542 nt
Organism: Bufo gargarizans (Asiatic toad)
Lineage: Eukaryota; Metazoa; Chordata; Amphibia; Anura; Bufonidae
Exons: 2
Coding region: 66-2450 (794 amino acids)
Source: RefSeq, a predicted model, not a curated record